Molecule: messenger RNA, 1380 nt
Organism: Diaporthe batatas
Lineage: Eukaryota; Fungi; Ascomycota; Sordariomycetes; Diaporthales; Diaporthaceae
Exons: 4
Coding region: 175-1014 (279 amino acids)
Cellular component (GO): cytoplasm; membrane
Source: RefSeq, a predicted model, not a curated record
CCCCGAUUCUGCCUCUUCCAAUUGAUCUCCCGCUUCCCCCCUUCUUAGGCUGGAAGACUUGCCGACGUUGCUUCACUUCUUGGUUUGGUUGAGAACCAGGUCUUGCUGUAGACCGUCUUUGCUCGUCUCGUCCUUCCACAACCCUGCGACGGUUUAGGAUAGCCUACCGCGAUCAUGUCAGUAAAGUUCGAGCGAGAGACGUUCAAGCAGGCCGAGGGCGUCGCCGGCCCCGCCGUCUCUGCCGCGGCCGAGCUUCUGGGGAAGGAUGGCCCCCUCCCCGGCACGACCGGCAAGCACCCUAUAUCAGAGGCGGUCGGGACGGCCCUCACCGGCGGCAAGCAGAUGGCAGGCACAAAGGGUUAUCUGAUGGCCUACAUCAAGCAGCUUGAGGAGAACCCCAUGCGGACCAAGAUGCUUACCGCCGGCACUCUCGCCGGCGCCCAGGAGUUCAUUGCGUCGUGGUUGGCCAAGGACCGCAACAAGAACGGCCAUUAUUUCACGUCGCGCGUGCCAAAGAUGGCAGCAUACGGUGCCCUCGUCAGUGCACCGCUUGGGUCACUGUUGAUCUGGGUGCUGCAAAAGGUCUUCAAGGGGCGCACGAGUCUGCGAGCCAAGAUCCUGCAGAUUCUCUUCAGCAACCUGAUCAUUGCUCCCAUCCAGAACGCCGUAUAUCUGAGCGCAAUGGCCAUUAUUGCCGGUGCCAGGACUUACCACCAGGUGCGGGCCACUGUCCGCGUCGGCUUCUGGAAGGUCAUGCGCGUCAGCUGGAUCACCUCGCCAGUGUGCUUGGCCUUUGCGCAGAAGUUCCUGCCCGAGAACACCUGGGUGCCGUUCUUCAACCUGGUAUCGUUUAUCAUCGGUACCUACAUCAACACCGUUACCAAGAAGAAGAGGCUCGCCGCCCUGCGCAAGAAGCACUUUGGUGACGACCGCAGGGGCCCCGGCUCUGUCGCCGGACCUCCCCCUUCGGAUUACAAGGGAGAUUACUCGAUCGGGCCAAACCCUCCAUACUAGGUCAGGCAUCCUCGACUGCGAAUGUGGUUGCCUCAGUUCAUCGAAACGUGAGCCAUCACCUGCCUGGAAGUCGGCAUGUGUUUGUGUUGUGUCCCCGGGCAGGGGGCGGGCUCGGGGGAGUGGUACACGAUGCUGAUCUGGACGAGACAUGCCGUUCACAUACGGGAUUGGCAGCUGGAAACGAAGUGAUCGGAAAAUGUUACGACGAAACGAGCAAGGUCGGCUUUGGCUACCAAAAGGGCUGGCUGGAUGUAUAAUUCAUGGUCUUCAUAUAAUGUCUCGCAGUGCAUGUGUCUUGUCGAUGAGUACUGAUUAGAUUAUGGUCUUGACUGCUUUCAUUAUAAUGUUUAUGAAGUGUUUACAUGC